This is a messenger RNA of Vidua macroura (Pin-tailed whydah), 2166 nucleotides long. Its product is annotated as urotensin-2 receptor-like. Lineage: Eukaryota; Metazoa; Chordata; Aves; Passeriformes; Viduidae. Gene Ontology annotation, cellular component: membrane. The coding region runs from base 1 to 1107 and encodes 368 amino acids. Gene Ontology annotation, molecular function: urotensin II receptor activity. The transcript has a single exon. The record is from RefSeq and is a predicted model, not a curated record. Gene Ontology annotation, biological process: blood vessel diameter maintenance; regulation of blood pressure; neuropeptide signaling pathway.
AUGGAGCCCAACGGGACGGCGGCGGCGGGGGACAACGGGACGGCGGCGGCGGCGGCGGCGGGCGGCGGGGGUGCCCCCGGGGGCGGCCCCCUGCUCAUCCCCUCGGCCUUCGGGACGGUGCUGUCGGUGAUGUACGUGGCCGGGGUGGCCGGCAAUGUCUACACGCUGGUGGUGAUGUGCCACUCGGCGCGCUGCGCCGCCCCCAUGUACAGCUCCAUCGUCAGCCUGGCCCUGGCCGACCUGCUCUACCUCUCCACCAUCCCCUUCAUCGUCUGCACCUACCUGGCCCAGGACUGGUACUUCGGGGACCUGGGGUGCCGCAUCCUGCUCAGCCUGGACCUGCUCACCAUGCACGCCAGCAUCUUCACCCUCACCCUCAUGUGCACCGAGCGCUACCUGGCCGUCACCCGGCCCCUGGACACCCUGAAGCGGUCGCGGGGCUACCGGAAGGUCACGGCGGGGGCUGUCUGGUCGGUGUCGCUGCUGCUCACGCUGCCCAUGAUGCUGAUGGUCACGCUGACCGAGGGGGGCAAGGCGGAGGGCAAGGUGAAGAGGAUGUGUGCGCCCACCUGGAGCGUGGACGCCUACCGGACCUACCUGACCGUGCUCUUCAGCACCAGCAUCAUGGCCCCGGGCAUCAUCAUCGGCUUCCUCUACACGCGCCUGGCCAGGACCUACCUGGAGUCCCAGAGGAACCCCCCCCACAAGGAGAAGAGCAAGAGGUCCCCUCGGCAGAAGGUGCUCAUCAUGAUUUUCAGCAUCGUGCUGGUCUUCUGGGCCUGCUUCCUGCCCUUUUGGAUCUGGCAGCUGGUGCGCCUCUACAGCAGCUCCCUGCAGCUCACCACCCAAACCCAAAAGUGCAUUAACUACCUGGUGACCUGCCUGACCUACAGCAACAGCUGCAUCAACCCCUUCCUCUACACCCUGCUCACCAAAAACUACCGGGAGUACCUGCGCAACAGGCACCGCAACUUCUACAGGUUCACGUCCUCCUUCCGCAAGAGGGGCUCCAACCUGCAGUGCUCCUGGGGCCGCUCCAUGUCCUCCAGCAACCAGUACGACUACAGCUCCGAGGCGCUGGGCAUGGCCACGCUGAAGGACAAGUGAGGAGGAGGAGGCGCUGCCAACACGCGGGACCAGCAGAGCGUCCGGCCAAGGUAGGGCUUUGGGGACCCCCUAGCCCUGAAGGGUUCUGAAAACUUAUUUUCGGUGCUCUCUCUCUAGCGAGGGGCAAGAAGUCGUGCGCAUCCGAAUGCUGCGAGAAUGAGUCUGGAUUUCCAUCUGGCCGAGGGAUGUUGGGGGGGUCCUGCCGGGAGCCAGCAGCCGUUCGGGACAAAUCCUGCAGGGUUUGGGGUGCAGAAGAUGAGGCGGAUGCUCUGCUCGGUUCUGCCACAAACUGGUUCCAUGCUUGGCUGAGUUUCGGCUCCAGCUCCGCACACCGUUUCUCUCGUGUGGCUUCUCAGUGCUGCCCCGGGGCUACAGCUGGGCCAGAGCUGCAGAGAUCUGAAAUUGGCCCAGGAUCACUUAACUGAGCUGCCAGCCUUGGGUUUGCCCUGUGUGUUACCGUUGUCUGUUUCUGGAGCGUGUAAAGAGACUUUUAAGCCCCUUUUCCUAUUUCCUGUUACAUUACGGUGCACUACUGUUCUAUCAAGCUUAAAGUCUCUAUUUUAAAAUUCAUUGCAGCAGCACUUUGAACUCCAAGCAUUCAAAAAACCACCAGGUAAGCUGUCAGAAACCACAGGAUUACCUAAAAAAAAAAAAAUAAAUUUAAAUCCUUGUAAUUUUUUAAGGUUUCUACCUAAGGUGGUUUGAAUUUGCCACUGAUUUUUUCUUCUUGAAAAAGUUGGUCCUUUUCUUAAAUGUCAACAGAGCUUGACAAACCAGAAAAUUUACCUUGGAAGAAAUAAAAAAUUAUUUAUAAUCUUAUCACUCAAAGACCUGAGGCUCUAAGAAAAGUGACUGAAUCCUAUAUUAUGAAACUCGUCAUAAAAGAGACAAAUUAUUUAAUGACAUUUGAUCAAAUCUGUUUUGCCUCAAUGUAUUCUGCUCAUUUUCUCCCUGCUUGGCAUCUCACAGUAAACCUUCACCACAGAUCCUGGAGAUGCCUGUAAGCACUUAAACAAUUGUAAAGUGUCAGUUUAUAAAUAAAUGCUUAUUAAAAAUGGA